CAUCACGUGUUGGCUUUAUAGUGUCGCGGAGUACGGAGUAAACGAAGUAGAGGAUGUUUACUUAUGUGUACAAUGAUUGAAAAUCCUAGAUACAGCACGAGAUCUACAUAAAACUACACCAUAUAUCAUGUAUUCUACUACUUCUAUUUAAGUUAAAUGCUGUUGCUACGCAGCUUGGACAGUCAGUUCGCUACUAUGGCUGAGAUCUCGGAACAACUCCCCAGCUGUGGGCCCAUCGAAAAACAUCUCGCAACCACCAACAUACACCUGGCUCAUUCCGAGAUAUCGCUCUCAAGUCUCAGGAUAUGAGCAAUGCGGUCUGGGUCGCAUGGCGGGUUCCAUGCAUGGGGCUCCGCGCCUCUGUGCUGCCCCCGGUGACAUUCCGCCCUGCCUGUCGCGAUCUCCGCAUUACCCCAUGGCGCAUGUUCAGCACCUCGCAGCGCCCAUUAGGGGUGCUGAACCCCCUGCCCCGACUAAACACAUCCCUCUCCCGACCAGCAUCUCCUCCGUUCUGCUCUCAACAACUCGCUCCGUCUGUUCCCCGCCGAUUCAAAAGGACCGUCGGCCCCAAUCCUAAAUCAGAUCCGUCGGAGGUCCAUCCCCGCAAGAAGCCUUUCACCGAUGCCGAAGUCAAAGCCAUAUUUGGACGCUCCAGUCUCUCCCCGAAACUGGCUAACCGCGUCCUUGCCGUCUUGCAUGCCCACCGUCUAGCCGGUACACUCGACGCAGACUUGCCAGUUGACAUCAACCGCACCGUCGCCCAACACCAGAUUGAUACUGCUCUGGACUGGCUUCGACGUGAAUACCCGGUUGACGAGGAUGCCGCUAUCAUGGUCCGCAUUGAGCGCGAAGAGCGUGAGGAGGAAGAGAAGCUCAUCCGCCGCGCUGAAAAGCUAGGCCUGUACAAGCCCCAGAGUGGUUCUUAUGAUGCUGAGCUCGGCGAGGAAGGCUCUCCUUACGGAAGGAGUGUCCUCAAAGAAGGCCGUGAGCAGAAUGAGAAGCGUUUGCUGGCGGAGCAGGAACGUAAGCGUCAGGAAUGGCUUGAUGGAGAAAAGGAAGAGCAGGAGCGGUUGAAGCGUCAAUUUGGCGAGAAUACUUCCCUGCAGCAGUAUCAAGAGGCUGCUCUCACUGAAGCUCGCCCUCGUGCCGAUCCUGCCCUAAGGCCAUAUCUCGCUUGGGUUCAGAAGCAUCACAUUGCUGGUACCCAUGAGACACCCGAAACGGUGAACAUUACUGCGGCUCAACGUCUACUCGCUCCACUUCUAUUCACUAUCGUGACUCUUGGACUUUGCUAUGCCUUUACUCAAUACUAUAAGUUCCCGGCACGAAAGGACCGUUUCAUGCCAGAUAUCCCUCCCGCUGUGGCGACUGUGGGAGCCAUUGUUGGAGCUAAUCUGGCUGUUACUCUUCUUUGGAAAUACGUCCCUCCAUCGUGGAGAUUGCUUAACCGUUACUUCGUGAUCGUUCCGUACUACCCUAGUUCACUUGGUAUGAUUGGGAGUGUUUUUAGUCACCAGACCUGGAGACAUCUCGGAACGAACAUGAUGGUCCUGGCACUUAUGGGUACUCGAGUCCACGACGAAAUUGGCCGCGGGAAUUUCUUGGCUAUCUACUUCGCCUCCGGUGCGGUGGGAUCCAUCUUCUCGUUGACACGCAGUGUUUUACUCGGCCGUCUGGGUAUGACCUCCCUCGGAGCCAGUGCCGCAACUAGCGGUAUCGUCGCCGCAUGGUGCAUGUCCCAUUUCGAUGACAAAAUCACAAUGUGGAUUCUUCCCCACGAGCUACGAGAGAAAAUCUGGACUCACGGUUGGGUUUUCCUCGCUUGUUUGGUUGGCACUGAGGUUUUCAGCUUGCUGGCUCCUGCGCGCUUCUUCCGUGUGUUCCCUCUUUCUCGACUGGCCAAGAUGGACCACGCUGCUCAUCUGGGCGGAUAUGUUGCUGGUGCAGGAUGUGGAUAUUCUCUAAUGAAGAAGAAGGAGCGUGAAAGGAAGGCCAGAGAGUCCAAGUGGUUCUAAUCUAUAAAUGUUGAUCUGGUUUUCCAGAUCUUCCGGUCAACACUUACGAACGUGGCUAUUCUAUACUUUGUAUUAUACUGUUGUUACUACGGCUGAAUCUAACCUUUAUACUACUCAUUUACUUGUGCUGUGUGUUUUUGUACCCUGUUU
Messenger RNA from Penicillium canescens, 2165 nucleotides. Its product is annotated as rhomboid protease PCP1. Gene Ontology annotation, cellular component: membrane. Lineage: Eukaryota; Fungi; Ascomycota; Eurotiomycetes; Eurotiales; Aspergillaceae. The coding region runs from base 306 to 2015 and encodes 569 amino acids. Gene Ontology annotation, molecular function: serine-type endopeptidase activity. The record is from RefSeq and is a predicted model, not a curated record. The transcript has 5 exons.